CUUUGGGCGACUAAAGGGCGGGGCCCGGUAGAGAAUCCCGGCUAAUGAGCGCAAACUGCGAGGAGAGGGCGAGGCGGAGCUAAAGCGCAGGGCUCGAAUCGGGGGGCUGGUUCCUCGUGCAGCCAAUAGAAAAGAGCCUGAGAGUGAAAGCCAAAGAGAGCAAGCGCUGGUCAGGGAUGCGGACCAGCGGAGGUGGGGCCAAUGUAUGGGCAGGGCCGAGAAGGCUGGGGUGGCAACCAAGAGGUCUGGAAAAGAAGCAGAGUGAAGGGUUGCGAGGAAGUGGGCUCCCGGACCGAACGCUUCCGGGAUGGGCGUGGCCAACUCCCCGGGCCGCCCCCUUCUCUGCCCCAUCCCCAGGCAUCUUGUUUUCUAAUGGACAGCGCUGGCGGACGCUGCGCAAUUUUGCAGUCGGAGCGCUUAAGGAGUUCGGGUUGGGUACGCGGACCGUCGAGGAGCGCGUCCUGGAGGAAACGGCUUGUCUGCUUGGCGAAUUUCAAGCCCUCGCUGAUGCGGCCUGGCGGGAAAGAAGAGGGGCCUGGUGUGGGUGUGAUCAACGGAUGAGAAGGGGACGUGGGAAGACGUUUGGGUGGAAGGAAGCCAGUAAGCUCAAGAGCUAGCGAGGGGCUGGGCCAAGCGUUAUGACCUCAUCUAUUCUAACUCCCAGGAGCCCCGUUCGACCCCCGGCGGCUACUAGAUAAUGCUGUAUCUAAUGUUAUCUGUUUCGUGGUCUUCGGGAACCGCUAUGGCUAUCAGGACCCGGAGUUCCUGAAGCUCCUGGACCUCUUCAGUGAGAACUUCCGUAUCAUGAGUUCCAGAUGGGGCGAGGUGAGAGGACCGCCCGACCCCUCCGUCGUGUGCCCAUCCUAUGCCAAACCCCGAGUACACAGACCCACCUACACUGGAUCAUUAGAAUGGGGCGAUCUUAGAAUCUUGGAAUGUUAGAGCUCUGGAACUGAUAACAUCGCAGUCCUGGUCCAGUCUCACCGUAUGGAAACUAGUGGUCUUGUUCAAGGUCCUAUUGAGAUCCCGUCCCCGGAGAUGUACAACAUUUUCCCCUCCAUCCUGCACUGGCUCCCGGGCCCGCACCACCGAAUCUUCCGAAACUUCGCGGAGCUUCGGGUCUUCAUCUCCGAGCAAAUCCAGCGGCACCGGCAGACGCGGCAGCCGGGGGAGCCCCGCGAUUUCAUUGAUUGCUUUCUGGAUCAGAUGGAUCAGGUGCACGCCCCCGCUGCCCUAAACUCCAUCUAUGCCUCCCACCAGCAGGCGCCUGGCACGCGGCAGCGCCCGUCUCCUCUGCCCACAGGAACAGAAGGACUCAGAGAGACAUUUCCAGGAGGAGACAUUGGUGAUGACGACGCACCUUUUCUUCGGUGGCACCGAGACCACGAGCAACACCCUGCGCUAUGGGCUCCUCAUUCUGCUCAAGUACCCAGAGGUGGCAGGUCUGCGAGCUGGAGGGCCAGGGAUGAGGGGGCUAGGGUUGGGGCUGGCUGGGGUCCACGGCGGAUGCAGCUCACAGCCUGAGCCGGCCCCAGCCAAGGUACAGGCUGAGCUAGACGCCGUGGUGGGUCGGAUGCGUGCCCCAAGCCUGGAAGACCGUGGGCGCCUGCCCUACACCAACGGUGUGCUGCACGAGAUCCAGCGCUUCAUCAGUGUGGUGCCGCUGGGGCUGCCACGUGCCCUCACCCCCGACACCCACCUGCGCGGCCACUUCCUGCCCAAGGGCACCUUCAUGAUUCCUCUGCUGGUGUCCGCGCACCGGGACCCCACCCAAUUCAAGGACCCAAACUCCUUCAACCCCAGGAACUUCUUGAACAAUGAGGGCGAGUUCCAGAGCAAUGAUGCCUUCACGCCCUUUGCCCUAGGAAAGCAGAUGUGCCUGGGCACAGGCCUGGCCCGAUCCGAGAUCUUCCUCUUCUUCACUGCCAUCCUGCAGCGGUUCUGCCUGCUCCCUGUGGGGAGCCCCACCAACCUCGACCUCACCCCACAGUGCACCAGCCUGGGCAACAUGCCCCCAGCCUUCCAGCUCCGCCUGGUGACCCUCUGAGGUC
Equus quagga is the source of this 2051-nucleotide messenger RNA. RefSeq names its product putative inactive cytochrome P450 2G1. NCBI's taxonomy places the organism in Eukaryota, Metazoa, Chordata, Mammalia, Perissodactyla, Equidae. Gene Ontology annotation, cellular component: cytoplasm; intracellular membrane-bounded organelle. Gene Ontology annotation, biological process: xenobiotic metabolic process. The record is from RefSeq and is a predicted model, not a curated record. Bases 1247 to 2047 code for a protein of 266 amino acids. Gene Ontology annotation, molecular function: iron ion binding; heme binding; oxidoreductase activity, acting on paired donors, with incorporation or reduction of molecular oxygen, reduced flavin or flavoprotein as one donor, and incorporation of one atom of oxygen. The transcript has 3 exons.